Messenger RNA from Syngnathus typhle (broad-nosed pipefish), 1506 nucleotides. RefSeq names its product LHFPL tetraspan subfamily member 4 protein-like. The transcript has 5 exons. Gene Ontology annotation, cellular component: plasma membrane; postsynaptic membrane; inhibitory synapse. The record is from RefSeq and is a predicted model, not a curated record. Gene Ontology annotation, biological process: sensory perception of sound; gamma-aminobutyric acid receptor clustering. NCBI's taxonomy places the organism in Eukaryota, Metazoa, Chordata, Actinopteri, Syngnathiformes, Syngnathidae. Gene Ontology annotation, molecular function: GABA receptor binding. The coding region runs from base 601 to 1506 and encodes 301 amino acids.
AGAAAUAUAUAGGGGGAGAAAGAGAGCGGGGCUACACGUUGUGGAUAAAGGCUGUCCGACGAGAAAAAUGAUGAUGAUGGAGUCGUGGCGGUGGAGAAUUUUGGAUUUACAAGAAAGGACUGCUCAAAUUUGACAGAGGGGGCUUUUUCGAGAUUACGCCUCUUCUCGGUCUCCUGCAUCCCAUCCCCUUUCUCCUCCUCUUUUUAUUUUCCCUCCUUCGAUUUCAUGUGCACAUCCUUGGUCAUAUAGGCGAAACAGUAAGGGGGUUAUCCCACGGAUGCAUGGGAAGGUAAAAACAACGGACGAAAUAAGACCGCUUAUCCAUCCAUACAUCCAUCCAUCCUUCCUUCCACCCUUUCUUGGACGCUCGUGAUAGACACCAUGAAAACAUAUUGGCUGAUGAAGCACGGAAAGCCGCUUUAAAUUAAAACAUCGCGUCUGCAUGUGAAAUAAAGACAUCCCCCUAUUUGAUGGAUCAUUCAUGGUGUAGCCCCAAGGAAAACGAGUAAUGUUGAAUCACCUGUCGUGGUGAAUUAUUCAUUAGUAACUAUAGGUAGGCUAUGACUUUUGUGUUUUUUCCACGUAGCAUUUUUUCCUUUCAUGCAAGGCCAAUCCAGUUUUGCAUUUAAGUGGAUGGUAAAAAGUGUCUGUGUGGAUUUGAUUGCCUUUUUGGGAAGGUGUGCAGGGGCAGACGACGGGGGUCAAGAGAAAGAGGGAGAUUUUUUUUUUUUUAAAAGAAGAGGAAUAAACAUGUUGCCUUCCCAAGAAGCCUCCAAGAUCUAUCACGGCAAUUACAACUACAACUACAACCCGCGGGCCGUCGGGGUGCUGUGGGCCAUCUUCACCAUCUGCUUCGCCAUCGUCAACGUGGUGGUCUUCAUCCAGCCGUACUGGAUCGGCGACAGCGUCAACACGCAGCAGGCCGGCUACUUUGGCCUCUUCCACUACUGCGUGGGCACCGGGCCGUCGUCCAGCCGGGAGCUCACCUGCGUGGGCAGCUUCUCCGACUUCAGUUCCAUCCCGUCAGGAGCCUUCAAGGCGGCCUCGGUGUUUGUGCUGCUCUCCAUGGUACUCAUCAUCGGCUGCAUCGCCUGCAUGGCACUGUUCUUCUUCUGCAACACCUCCACCGUUUACAAGACCUGCGCCUGGAUGCAGCUGCUGUGCGGUGUAUGCCUGGUCCUGGGCUGCAUGAUCUUUCCUGAUGGGUGGGAUGCCGAGGUCAUCCGGGACAUGUGCGGGGAGCAUGCGGGGAAGUACUCCCUGGGUGACUGCUCUGUACGCUGGGCCUACAUGUUGGCCAUCAUGGGCAUUCUCAACGCCCUGGUCCUCUCCUUAAUGGCCUUCGUCCUGGGCAACCGGCAAAAUGAUUUCUAUCUGGACGACCUGCAGACUGACAACAAAGAUUUUGCUGUAUCAAGAUGCAAACAAAUCAUGUCAACACAAAUUUCUUCUAUUGAGGUUCGGGAUAGAAGAGAGCCAAGGUACGGGGUCCAACGUCUUCACUGA